Plasmodium malariae is the source of this 999-nucleotide messenger RNA. Its product is annotated as conserved Plasmodium protein, unknown function. The transcript has a single exon. The record is from RefSeq and is a predicted model, not a curated record. The coding region runs from base 1 to 999 and encodes 332 amino acids. Lineage: Eukaryota; Apicomplexa; Aconoidasida; Haemosporida; Plasmodiidae.
AUGGAUAAACUAUAUGGCGAUUAUGAUAAAGUUGUUGAAAAAUAUAAAAACAAUACCAUAUAUAAAAGAAAAAACGAAAAGGAUGGUACAUGUAUUGGUAAAAAGGAAACUAAAGAAAAAAAUACCUCGGAUAAGAAAAAAGAGAAAGAACUUGGUAAAAAAGAAAAAGAUAAAAAAAUUAACGAAAAGAAAUUGAAAAAAGAGAAAUGUUUUUUAAGUGAAGACUCGUAUAGCAAAUUUCAACCAAGCGAUAAUACAUUAAAAGAAAAUAAAGAAUAUUCCUUAAAAAAUAAAAAAAAAGAGAACGAUGAAAAUAUACAAGAACGAACAUUUAAUGAAUACAAAAUAAGAAAAAAGGUUAGCAUAGAGAUAAACAAAAAAAUUUAUAGUGAUUCAGAAAAUAUACUAAUAAAUGAUAAAUCAUUUAUAGAUCAAAAUUUUGGAAUUAAUGAAAAUGAUUAUAUUUCAAAAAAAAAAAAAAUUAAAAAUGAAGAUCAGAAAAUUAAAAGAAUGUUAAAUAAAAAAGAUAAAACCAAAUUUUUUGUAAUUUUCUUAUUUGUUUUAUAUUAUAUAUUUUUUUUUUUUCAUUUUAUAAUUGAUAUUCAAGUAAAUCAAAUAUACAACAUAGUCAUAAAUACCUUUACAAUUAUAAUAAUAUCUGUUCUUUUAUGUUAUAUAUACUUUCUUAAAACAAGAUAUAAAAAUUUAAAAAAAAUUAUCUUUUAUAUUACUACGUAUAUAAAUUUAUUAUAUUCUUUACAUAUAUUUAACACCUUCUUAUAUUGGUUAAACAUUUAUUUAAAUUUCACCUUAAGUAAAAGAAUAUACUUAAAAUAUAAAACUCUUUAUAAAAAUAUUUCUUUUAUAUUUUCCUACUUCAGUUUUGAUGAAAUUUUUUUUUUUCUUUUAAUUUUUUAUGCCUGCUUUUUUCUUACCUCUUUUACAUUAACCUUCACAUUAUUUUAUUACAUAUAUAACUUUAUAAAUUACACAUUUUGA